This is a messenger RNA of Galeopterus variegatus (Sunda flying lemur), 2888 nucleotides long. It is a transcript of the gene SEC23B, whose product is annotated as Sec23 homolog B (S. cerevisiae). Gene Ontology annotation, cellular component: endoplasmic reticulum exit site; COPII vesicle coat. Gene Ontology annotation, biological process: COPII-coated vesicle budding; endoplasmic reticulum to Golgi vesicle-mediated transport; intracellular protein transport. The record is from RefSeq and is a predicted model, not a curated record. The coding region runs from base 210 to 2513 and encodes 767 amino acids. Gene Ontology annotation, molecular function: zinc ion binding; GTPase activator activity. The transcript has 19 exons. NCBI's taxonomy places the organism in Eukaryota, Metazoa, Chordata, Mammalia, Dermoptera, Cynocephalidae.
AGGAAGGUUGAGAAAGGAGCAGUACUCGAAGAUAACUGUGCAGUUAAUUGACUUUUGUGGGUUAGAGGGGAGAUACUGUCGUUCUACAGGGACAGGAUCUUCCAGAGUGAGUGUUUUGGAAAUACUCUGUUAGAUAACUGUCUUCUUUUGAAGUUUAGUUGAAAAUUUCACAUGCAAUUAAAGCUUUAUCUUCAGUUCUCUUUUAGACUAUGGCGACAUAUCAGGAAUUCAUUCAGCAAAAUGAAGAACGGGAUGGUGUGCGUUUUAGUUGGAAUGUGUGGCCUUCCAGCCGUCUGGAGGCUACGAGAAUGGUUGUUCCCCUGGCUUGUCUCCUUACUCCUUUGAAAGGACGUCCAGACCUACCUCCUGUGCAGUAUGAACCUGUGCUUUGCAGCAGGCCAACUUGCAAAGCUGUUCUCAAUCCACUUUGUCAGGUUGAUUAUCGAGCAAAACUCUGGGCCUGUAAUUUCUGUUUCCAAAGAAAUCAGUUUCCUCCAGCUUAUGCAGGCAUAUCUGAGGUGAAUCAACCUGCUGAAUUGAUGCCCCAGUUUUCUACAAUUGAAUAUGUGAUACAGCGAGGUGCUCCAUCCCCUCUGAUCUUUCUCUAUGUGGUCGACACUUGCCUGGAGGAAGAUGACCUUCAAGCACUCAAAGAGUCCCUGCAGAUGUCCCUGAGUCUCCUUCCUCCAGAUGCUCUUGUGGGUCUGAUCACAUUUGGUAGGAUGGUACAGGUUCAUGAACUAAGCUGUGAAGGAAUCUCCAAAAGUUACGUCUUCCGAGGGACCAAGGAUUUAACAGCAAAGCAAAUACAGGAUAUGCUGGGCCUGACCAAGCCAGCUAUGCCCAUGCAGCAAGCAAGACCUGCUCAACCCCAGGAGCACCCUUUUGUUUCAAGCAGAUUUCUGCAGCCUGUUCACAAGAUAGACAUGAACUUCACUGACCUUCUUGGGGAGCUGCAGAGGGAUCCAUGGCCUGUAACUCAGGGGAAGAGACCUUUGAGAUCCACUGGUGUUGCUUUGUCUAUUGCUGUUGGCUUGUUAGAGGGCACUUUUCCAAACACGGGAGCCAGAAUCAUGUUGUUCACUGGAGGUCCCCCAACCCAAGGGCCUGGCAUGGUGGUUGGAGAUGAGUUAAAGAUUCCUAUUCGUUCCUGGCAUGAUAUUGAGAAAGAUAACACCCGUUUCAUGAAAAAGGCAACCAAGCACUAUGAGAUGCUUGCUAAUCGAGCUGCUGCAAAUGGUCACUGCAUUGAUAUUUAUGCUUGUGCUCUUGAUCAAACUGGACUUUUGGAGAUGAAGUGUUGUACAAAUCUUACUGGAGGGUACAUGGUUAUGGGAGAUUCUUUCAACACUUCUCUGUUCAAACAGACAUUCCAAAGAAUUUUUAGUAAAGACUUUCAUGGGGAUUUCCAAAUGGCAUUUGGUGCUGCUUUGGAAGUAAAGACCUCUCGAGAACUGAAGAUUGCAGGAGCCAUUGGUCCAUGUGUAUCUCUGAAAGUGAAAGGACCGUGUGUGUCAGAAAACGAGCUUGGUAUCGGUGGCACAAGUCAGUGGAAAAUCUGUGGCCUGGAUCCCACGUCUACACUUGGCGUCUACUUUGAAGUAGUCAAUCAGCACAAUGCCCCAAUCCCCCAAGGAGGCAGAGGUGCCAUCCAGUUUGUCACACAGUAUCAACACUCCAGCACCCAGAGACGCAUCCGUGUGACCACCAUUGCCCGAAAUUGGGCAGAUGCACAGAGUCAGCUUAGGCAUAUAGAAGCAGCAUUUGACCAGGAGGCCGCAGCAGUCUUGAUGGCACGGCUGGGAGUGUUCCGAGCAGAGUCAGAGGAAGGGCCUGAUGUGCUCCGGUGGCUGGACCGACAACUCAUCCGACUGUGUCAGAAGUUUGGACAGUAUAACAAAGAAGACCCCGCUUCUUUUAGGUUAUCAGAUUCCUUUUCUCUGUAUCCUCAGUUCAUGUUCCAUCUUAGAAGAUCUCCGUUUCUUCAAGUGUUUAACAACAGUCCUGAUGAGUCAUCGUACUACAGACACCAUUUUGCACGGCAGGAUCUGACCCAGUCCCUCAUCAUGAUCCAGCCCGUUCUCUACUCCUACUCUUUUCAUGGGCCACCAGAGCCAGUUCUCUUGGACAGCAGCAGCAUUCUAGCUGACAGAAUUUUGCUGAUGGACACUUUCUUCCAAAUUGUCAUUUAUCUUGGUGAGACCAUAGCCCAGUGGCGUAAAGCUGGAUACCAGGACAUGCCUGAAUAUGAAAACUUCAAGCACCUUCUGCAGGCACCAUUAGAUGAUGCUCAAGAAAUUCUGCAAGUGCGCUUCCCCAUGCCACGCUACAUUAACACGGAACAUGGAGGCAGUCAGGCUCGAUUUCUUUUGUCCAAAGUGAACCCAUCUCAGACGCACAAUAACCUGUAUGCAUGGGGACAGGAAACUGGAGCGCCCAUCCUAACUGAUGACGUCAGCCUGCAGGUAUUCAUGGAUCACCUGAAGAAGCUGGCUGUCUCCAGUGCCUGCUAAUCUGAGGAUGUGACCAGGAAAUUGAAGAAAACACUGUCAGAUCAUGCUCACAAUUGUUUAUAAAGGCUUAUUAGUAACAUUCCUUUCACUUUUCUGGCAGAUUUUAAUAAAUAAUCAAAGGGAAUUUUGUAUGUAACUCUUUAGAUUAUAAUUUAUUUGUAUUUCUUAUCUGUGCUCUUUUUCUUGCACCAUAAAAUUAUAAGGUCAUAAAUGUUUUGGUACUUGUAGAUGUUUAUUGCUUUUUUAUCCUAACUUUUAUAGUCUAAAUAAAAUCAGAGGUAAUGUAUUUUGGCAACGUUUUCAAUGAAAAUCUUUGUAAUCAUAGAAGAAAUAAAUCUGGAUGAGGAAAGUACUGGCUAAAAUAAUGCUAAUACA